Nothobranchius furzeri (turquoise killifish) is the source of this 3260-nucleotide messenger RNA. Lineage: Eukaryota; Metazoa; Chordata; Actinopteri; Cyprinodontiformes; Nothobranchiidae. The record is from RefSeq and is a predicted model, not a curated record.
AUGUCAGUAUACAAGGCUGUAUAUGUACAGUCUAUGCUCCCGAGGCACCAAUGCGACGGUCCUCUCUGAGACGCCCCGUGGCUCCCAAACGCCUUUGUUACUCUCCGGUCAUAACAGAAAAUAGCAAAAAGAAAAAAACAAAAUCCCCCAUAGAAAAGAAUGCUGAGAAAAAGCAGGUAAAGGAUGAAGAUGCCACCAAGAACAGUGUUGUGGAACCUAGUAGAGCUGAAACAACUAAUCGAUUUAAUCGAUUAUAAUCGAUUAUUAAAAUAGUUAACAACUUUUUUAGUCAUCGAUUAGUUGUUUAAUAAUCAUAUUUUACCGCAUAAAGUCUAUUUUUUACCACAAUCUGACAUCGGUUACAAGCUGUUAAAUUUGCCGCCAGUGUGUGGCAGUAAUGAGCCACUGAUCUACCAGUGGAGCCGUAGAAGAAGAAAUGAGCCAAUGGGUGCCCUCGGUUUUCAUGACGUAUCACGUUACUGACGCUCAUCUUGCUGUGAGAAAAUGGCGGAACAAGAGGAAAUACGGAAGAAAAAUAGAAGCGACAAAACUGAAGAGAAACCCCGGACAAAAACCUCACGAGUAUGGGAGCACAUUUGAGACGAAAGCAUGUGGGGGCUGAUGCAGCAGAGGAAGAGCACCGCGGUCAAGUGAGCCGUCAUUUGGAAGAGCCAGCCCGAAUGGUUACGGAGGACUUUCUGAGUAUGAACUGAAGCGCCUGGAGAACAUCAAACAGAACCAAGCUUUUCUGUCUUCUAUCAACCUGCUCCAGGCAACAGAAGACCUGAAGCGGUCAACACGACGAAAGUGUUCACAGAAGGGGCUGAGGUGUGUCGAAUGGCAUCAGUCUACUCUCGUACCUGCGUCAGCCCCGACAGCAUUCAGACCGGCGAGGCUCCGGUGGUUUCUGAGACCUGUGAGGUUUACGUGUGGGGCAGCAACAGCAGUCACCAGCUGGUGGAGGGAACUCAGGAGAAGAUCCUGCAGCCGAAGCUGGCCGCCAGCUUCACUGAUGCUCAGACGAUUGAGGCGGGUCAGUACUGCACCUUUGUUAUCUCCUCUGAUGGUUCAGUUCGGGCCUGCGGGAAAGGCAGCUACGGCCGGCUGGGCCUCGGAGACUCUAACAACCAGUCGACUCUCAAGAAGCUGACCUUUGAACCCCAUCGAGCCAUCAAGAAGGUGUUGUCGUCUAAGGGCUCUGACGGCCACACGCUGGCCUUCACCACAGAGGGCGAGGUGUUCAGCUGGGGUGACGGUGAUUAUGGGAAACUGGGUCACGGGAACAGCUCAACUCAGAAGUACCCCAAACUCAUCCAGGGGCCACUGCAGGGGAAGGUGGUUGUGUGUGUGUCUGCUGGCUAUAGACACAGUGCUGCAGUCAGCGAGGAUGGAGAGCUGUACACCUGGGGUGAAGGAGACUUUGGACGGUUAGGAGACGGCGACAGCAACAGCCGCAACAUUCCAACUCUGGUCAAAGACAUCAGUAAUGUUGGAGAGGUUUCAUGUGGAAGCUCCCACACCAUCGCCCUGUCCAAGGACGGACGCACUGUGUGGUCCUUUGGAGGAGGAGACAACGGAAAACUUGGACAUGGUGAUACUAAUCGGGUCUACAAGCCCAAAGUGGUGGAAGCCCUGCAGGGGAUGUUCAUCAGGAAGGUGUGUGCAGGAAGCCAGUCUUCUCUGGCUCUGACCUCCACCGGACAGGUGUUUGCUUGGGGCUGCGGCGCCUGUCUGGGCUGUGGUUCUUCUGAAGCUACAGCACUCAGACCCAAACUGAUCGAGGAGCUGGCUACGACCCGAGUGGUGGACAUCUCCAUCGGGGACAGCCACUGCCUGGCCCUGUCUCACGACAAUGAGGUUUAUGCAUGGGGGAACAACUCCAUGGGUCAGUGUGGUCAGGGAAACUCCACCGGACCCAUCACCAAGCCCAAAAAGGUGGUCGGCCUGGACGGAGUCGCCAUCCAGCAGAUCUCAGCUGGGACAUCCCACAGCCUGGCCUGGACCGCCCUGCCCAGAGACAGGCAGGUGGUGGCCUGGCAUCGGCCUUACUGUGUCGACCUGGAAGAAAGCACCUUUUCUCACCUGCGCUCUUUCCUGGAGCGCUAUUGUGAUGGCAUCAACAGCGAUGUUCCCCCUCUUCCCUUCCCGUCUUCCAGAGAACACCACAACUUCCUGAAGCUGUGCCUUCGACUUUUAUCCAAUCACCUGGCUCUGGCUCUGGCAGGGGGCGUGGCCACAAGUAUUCUGGGUCGACAGGCCCGGCCGCUGAGGAAUCUGCUCUUCAGGUUGAUGGAUGCAUCUGUGCCAGAUGAAAUUCAGGAGGCUGUCAUCGAGACACUUUCUGUGGGGGCGACCAUGUUGCUGCCUCCUCUGAGAGAACGGAUGGAGCUGCUUCACUCACUGCUGCCUCAGGGCCCAGACAGAUGGGAGAGUCUCUCUAAAGGACAGAGGAUGCAGCUGGACAUCAUCCUGACCAGCCUCCAGGACCACACCCACGUGGCCUCGCUCCUGGGCUACAGCUCUCCCACCGACGGACCUGAGGUCCCAUCCUCAGUUCUGACGUUCACAGCAUAUCCCGACCCUGCCUACGGCGCCACGGCGGGCCCACCCGACACACACCUGGCUGAGAUCCUCAUGAAGACGCUGCUGAGGAACCUGGGCUUCUACACCCCGUACGACAGCCUUCCCACCUCUCAGACCUGCUUUUUCCAGCUGCGUCUGCCACCCUACUCCACUCAGGCUGUCAUGGCUGAAAGACUGCGGUACGCUAUCAAUAACUGCCGCUCCAUUGACAUGGACAACUACAUGCUGUCCCGGAACGUGGAUAAUGCUGAGGGCUCCGACACGGACUACUGAUGUUUCCACGCAGAUACCAAACAGAUUCCUGGGAAUGACAGAGCACGGAGCGACUCGCAGCCCCCAUCGUAGCACACUGAGCAGAUGGACACCCUGACAUUUUAAGUUUUACGCUCAGAUCUUUUUUUUUUCUCUCUUGGUGGUUUAUUAGCAGUUUUAACAUGAAAAUCCACACAAGGAGUUUAAUUUGGGGUUUUUCGUUUCCCGCCUUCAGGGUUUCUGCAUGAAGAUGCUAUAGUUGUUUGGGAAUGUACAGGGAAUCAUCAAGAGGAGAGAACGUUGUACAUUGUGUAAAAUGCUUCAUUAGGAAAAUGUUUUGCAUCGUUUCCAUAUUUAUUGUUUUCAUUGCCAACGGCGGGUUUCCCAAAACAAAACAAACCCAAUAAAAUACAUGGAAUAUCUGA